Molecule: messenger RNA, 2880 nt
Organism: Daktulosphaira vitifoliae (grape phylloxera)
Lineage: Eukaryota; Metazoa; Arthropoda; Insecta; Hemiptera; Phylloxeridae
Exons: 14
Coding region: 336-2771 (811 amino acids)
Biological process (GO): microtubule cytoskeleton organization
Cellular component (GO): cytoplasmic microtubule; cilium
Molecular function (GO): microtubule binding
Source: RefSeq, a predicted model, not a curated record
CAUAUUUUAAAAAAUGAUCUAUUAAUUAAAGGACUUUUGAAUUAAUAGAAUUUUUUGUGGUACUAAGUGAAGAAAUAAAAUUGAGAGAUUAGAAUAUCGGCUGUCUAGUAGAAAGUAUUUAAUGUCUAUUUUAUUGAAAAUGAAAUUAGGGGUGCGUUAAUAAUAAGUAGUAUGCGUCAAGUGUUUAGAGUGAUUUACAUAAGCUGUUGCUAGGAGAGUUUUCAAAUACAACAUAAUGCAAGCCAGCGCUUAACUUCUUACCGAGCGCAUUGACACCGCCACAGUUUUUAGAAUCGGACACAAUUUCCACGUGGGGCUGUUCACCAGCCAGGCGUAUGCAAACAACUACACUAUUGUUGCCGGAUCCUCGGCUUACACCUGAGCCGGUUGCUACACCGGAAAGGUUUCGUUCCGGUCACUGUCAUUUGGAACUUACUCCUGUUUGGCAAUACAUUGUUAAGAAAAAUCGAUUUCCAGCAAACGUCAAUCGCCAGGAAGUGUUUUCCGAGUUGGUGAUUAGGCUACAACAUCCGGAAUGGCAGGUAAGAUUACACGGUACCCGUGUAUUAGCUUACAUUGUGCCAACGGUAGGUUCACAAUUAGAUGCAUUGAUGUCACCUACUGUACUGCCAUCGAUUAUUACUAAUUUGGCGCAUUUUUCGCCGGCUCUCAGGAGCAGUUCCAUGGAUGCUCUACUAAUAUAUGUACAGUACUCUUCAGACCCCGAGUUUGUAUUAAAAUCAAUGAUCGUGCAGGGUUUGGAUAUACCUGGCGCCAAAUCUAGUCUUACUGUAAAUGUGAUGGAAUGCGUUCCAGUAGUGUUGCAACAAAUUGUAAAAAGAAAUGGUGAUCGACCGAUUGCAAUUCCUACAUUUGUUCAUUUGGUGACCGCUUUGUCAAAUAAAAUGGUUCAGGCGACAUUCCAGCAAGCAGCUGUUUAUUGUUUAGAUAGAGUAAAAGAAAUUGUUGGUAGAAAUAAAUUUGAUCAUUAUCUGGAAACAUUUCACCCUGUGAUAAAAAAGGAUUUUGAAGUCUUAUGUGAAGUGUAUAGGAUAUCGUCAUCAUCAGGACAAGAUUCUUCUGUGUCAUCUUAUGAAGAAGAAGAAAAUGAUGAUGAUGAAGUGGAGGUUCCAAAAACUCCUAGAAGAGUAACAUUUGGCGGUGAGCGUAUCAAAAUUCGUAGUCCAGAUGAAAUUGAUGCGAUCAAACCCACUGGUAUUCCUUUACCAUUAAAACCAGCAUUAAGCAUGCCUAAACAUCCUAGAGGUUUAAAAAAAUUCUUAAAACCAUCAAGACCAGUUAUUCAGACUAUUCAGAAUGUCAGUCAAUCUAAUAGUUUUUUCAAUCGACAUGUUGACCAAAUCAGACCAUACACACUUCCGCCAUUGAGACAGUCAACUUUUAAACAAUUUUCAAACUCACAAAUAGGACCUUGGUUAGGCACGCCGUUAAAAAGAAGUUUGGACGAUAGAAUAUCAUUCUAUAAAGGAUAUUUUUCUCCACACGCAAUUCUCUCAAUUGGAAGAAACUGCGAUUCUUUUAAUAGAACCUAUGAAAAUCAAAAUGAAAUGAAAAUAGAUGAAUCUAAUAGAAACUUGGAAUCCCCAACUAAGGUGACAAGGCCAGUAUUUUGCAUGACUGUCGUACCCGAAAGUAAAGUAGAUAAAUUGCCAGCGACAUCAGCCACGAAAUUGGCUGAUGUUGCAAAGUCUGAAGUUGAAGAUAAACAGCAGACAUCUGUGAUAGUUAAAAAUCAGAUUGAAAGUGACUUGAUUGCUAAACCAAUUUAUUGGCGAAAUAAUCAAGACCCCGAUAAUAGUUCUAAAGGACGCUUGGAUGACAUAAAUUCUAUGUCAUACACUACUUUGGCCGUUACUACAGAAAAACCAGCUUCUAACAUAAAGUUAUAUGCGUCGAGUGUUGACAUUCAAUCUCUGAAUAACAACGAUAAACCAGUAGCUGAAGUAAAGCCAACGAAGAAUGUUAAACCAUUAGAAGAGAGGAAAAAAUCAACUACUGUUUUGCCUAAAAAUAUUCAAAGAAAGUCAAGUGACGUGCAAGGGUCUAGCUUAGCUCCCUUUGAUAACCCUAACAGGAUUUCAGAACUGAUAUCGGUUCAAAUUAGUAGUAAUGAAUGGGAAGCAGUUGUAACAGGCUUGCAAAAUAUUUCGCGAUUAGUGAUGUUUCAUGGUAAAGAAUUGCGACUUAACUCUUUUCAACCAUAUGGCCGCUUAAUUGCUAAACACAUUCGUUGCUUACGUUCACAAGUGGCUAGAGCAGCUUGUACAGCUACUCAGAAAAUAUUCACUUAUGUACCCAAAGCAUUGGAACCGGAUAUAGAAGAAAUAGCUUCAGCGUUAUUUCCUCGAACAGCCGAUACAAAUAAAUUCCUUAGGGUGCAAAGUUCAGAAGCAUUAAAUGCCAUGGUCGACAAAGUGAAUCCAUGUAAAUGUGUACUAGUUGUGGCAGCUAAAGGCGUUAAACAUGGUAAUAGAUUGGUUCGAGCUGAGGCCUGUCGUUUACUAUCAAAAAUAGUUGAUAAACUAGGUGUAAAUGGGACACUUUACUUACCUACAGAAGCUAGAGAUGCUGUGAUAACUUCAGCUACCAGUUUAGUAUUUGACAAUACACCUUCCUCUAGGCAAGCUGCUCAACGCAUCUUAGCUAAAUUGAGUGAGGAUCCAAGAGGUGCAUCGCUAAUAUCAUUAGCAGCAUCACCAAAUGUUAAAGCAACAUUAAAUAAAUCAAUGUCAAGGAUAUUUCUGAAAUGAAAUAUGCCUUUGAUCAAAUAAUUUAUUUUUAUGUUAUGAAAUAAAAAAAUAUUAAUACAUGAUACAUCAAUAUAUUUUUUACAAAAUGUUUAUAAAAUACAUUAUUUAU